This is a messenger RNA of Hydatigera taeniaeformis, 414 nucleotides long. The record is from the annotation of a GenBank genome assembly. Lineage: Eukaryota; Metazoa; Platyhelminthes; Cestoda; Cyclophyllidea; Taeniidae.
AUGAGGGAGGAUCACUUGAAUGAUCCAGCACCCUCCAACGCAUCAAGUGGCCUACGGGCUGGAUCGGCAUUGGAGGUAAUUCACGCGUGGAUCGAGGCGCCUGUCUCCACCGGCACCGCCAUCGCCACCGCCACGACCAGCUCAUGGUGUCUCCCAAGCGACGCUCCCAAGUACGAGUACUGCUCGCCUCCGCUGCCUCCACAGGGAGGAUUUGCGCGGGCACCUCCCAAUCCCUACCACGUCUCCUUCGCUCCGGUCUCCAUGCAAGACUCAGAGCAUCACAGUCUCUCCAGUGGUGCUCACACGGAAGAAAACCUCUCCCACAUUGAUGGCACGUGUGCUCUCCUCCCCCUUAAGACGAAGGCUCACCUUCAGCAGUCGGCUGCCGUCGAAGUCUUUGAAGGUGCGGGUUAG